This is a messenger RNA of Rosa chinensis, 1676 nucleotides long. RefSeq names its product pachytene checkpoint protein 2 homolog. The record is from RefSeq and is a predicted model, not a curated record. Gene Ontology annotation, biological process: meiotic recombination checkpoint signaling; reciprocal meiotic recombination. Gene Ontology annotation, cellular component: chromosome; nucleus. The coding region runs from base 209 to 1588 and encodes 459 amino acids. NCBI's taxonomy places the organism in Eukaryota, Viridiplantae, Streptophyta, Magnoliopsida, Rosales, Rosaceae. Gene Ontology annotation, molecular function: ATP hydrolysis activity; ATP binding. The transcript is spliced from 14 exons.
AGUCAAAUCAUUAGCUUCAAGAAUUGACCUCCCGAAGAUAUUUGUCUCAACACUCCCGUUAUUCAUUAAAAUCUUCUUCCCGCUCAUUUUGAAGAGAAAUUUCCCAGAGAUUCCUGUGUGUGGUCUUCUUCUAGGGUUUUGGCUCGUCUCCUCCAAGCCGUUACCGACCCCCUCUCUCUGAUGCUCUUCGCCUCUUAAACCUCCCAAAAUGAGUGCUCCGAGUCCAAUGGAGAUCUACGUGCAAAACCCCCAACACGCCGACAUCCCAGACCAAAACGGCGUCGUCCAAGUCGUCGCUUCAACUCCUUCUCCUAUCAUUCUCCAGGACAAAGUCCUCGUUUCAGUUGAGGUUUGCCUCAAGCCGUCGAGCACUGCUCGGAUUGACGAUGUGCGGUCAGCUGUUGAGAGAAUGCUUGAGAAGAGGAGUUUGAGCUAUACUGAUGGACCUGUGCCGGUGCCGUCUGAUGAUCUGUUCCUGACUCAAAAUGUGGAAAGAAUCUGUAUUUGUGACACCGAUGAGUGGCUGCAGAAUCAUGACAUCCUUUUGUUCUGGCAAGCGAGACCUGUUGUGCAUGUGUUUCAGCUUAGCGAAGAGGGAGCAUGUGAGGAUGUAAGUGGGGAAGGACAAUCUUCUACCUUCAAUGAAUGGAUUCUUCCAGCAAAGGAAUUCGAUGGCAUGUGGGAAAGCUUAAUAUAUGAAUCUGGGCUGAAGCAAAGGUUGCUUCGGUACGCGGCUAGUGCAUUACAUUUUACUGAAAAGGGUGUUAAUCCUUUCCUUGUGUCAUGGAAUCGCAUUGUUCUUUUACAUGGGCCUCCAGGGACUGGAAAAACCUCUUUAUGUAAAGCAUUGGCUCAGAAGCUAUCCAUCCGAUUUAACUCCAGAUACCCGCAGUCCCAAUUGAUUGAAGUUAAUGCACAUUCUCUAUUCAGCAAAUGGUUCUCUGAAAGUGGCAAGUUGGUUGCAAAGCUUUUCCAAAAAAUUCAAGAGAUGGUAGAGGAGGAAACCAAUCUGGUAUUUGUUUUGAUUGAUGAAGUUGAAAGCCUUGCUGCUGCGAGAAAAUCUGCUUUAUCUGGUUCUGAACCUUCAGAUUCUAUUCGGGUGGUGAAUGCGCUACUAACUCAGCUGGACAAACUGAAAUCAUCACCAAAUGUGAUAAUUUUAACAACAUCCAACAUAACUGCUGCUAUUGAUAUCGCAUUUGUCGAUCGAGCUGAUAUAAAAGCAUAUGUUGGUCCCCCAACUCUGCAAGCGCGUUAUGAAAUCCUAAGGUCCUGCUUGCUGGAACUCAUACGAACGGGAAUUUUAUCAAAUUUUGAGGGUUGUGAAAGCCUCAUGCUUCCUAACUAUGCUAGCUUGAAAGAGAGAUUGAAUAUGCCUCAGAUUCAUGAUACCCAGACACCACUACACUUGUGUAGGCAGUUGCUUGAAACUGCAGAAGCGUGUGAGGGAUUAAGUGGACGAUCUCUAAGAAAGCUUCCAUUCUUAGCGCAUGCAGCUCUUUCAAAUCCUUACAGUUGUGACCCUAGCAAGUUCUUGUGCGCAAUGACAGAUACAGCAAGGAGGGAGCGUUCUGAGCUACCUGAUUGAAUUGGCUAGCUUUCUUUCACAGCUUUGUAAACAAUGAAUUUUUACGCCAACUCCUCCAAAUCUAAUUCAUUUCAAUGCAUUAACAGCU